Molecule: messenger RNA, 4717 nt
Organism: Acipenser ruthenus (sterlet)
Lineage: Eukaryota; Metazoa; Chordata; Actinopteri; Acipenseriformes; Acipenseridae
Product: thrombomodulin-like
Exons: 2
Coding region: 65-1741 (558 amino acids)
Biological process (GO): cell migration
Cellular component (GO): external side of plasma membrane; extracellular matrix
Molecular function (GO): extracellular matrix binding; extracellular matrix protein binding; calcium ion binding
Source: RefSeq, a predicted model, not a curated record
CUCUCACAGACCAUUCCAGGUGUAGGUGCGUGUACAUUGCAGUAGUAGGUGUGUCCAUUGCAGAAUGUUUAAGGAAUUGGUGACAAUUGUCGCUGUUGCUCAACUUUUGUUGAAGCAAGUAACAGGACAGUCGCCAAAAAGCGGCUUGUGCAUUGGGAAUGAUUGCUACACCAUACACCAGGACUCCAAGGCGUUUCAGAAUGCAAAUGAUGUGUGCAGCACGCAGCAAGGACAUUUAAUGACAGUGCGAUCAACAUUGGCCAACGGUGCAAUGUCUACGCUGAUGGCUAAUGGACAUGGAGAUUUCUGGAUUGGCCUGCAGCUUCCUGAAGGACAAUGCACCAACAAUGAUAUAACACUAAGAGGGUAUGAGUGGGUAACAGGAGAUGAAAGCACAGGUUUUUCAAAUUGGAAAGGCAAUGAUUCAACAUGCACUCAGCAGUGUGUCUCGGUUUCCAGUGAUCUAACCUGGGAAGAAAGACCAUGUCAGGAUAAACUGGCAGGAUUUUUGUGUGAAUACAAUUUCAAUAAAACAUGUGAAGCUCUACCCGCAGAUACGGACCUCUCUAUUCUAUACAGCACACCACUAGGUUUUCAGGGAGCUGACCUUAGAUCACUUCCACCGGCAAGUACUGCAACCUGUUCACCCUCUGGUUUCAAAGUUUACUGUUCCAGUAAAGGUGAUUGGAUGAUGGGUCCUUGGGAUUGCCAGAUUGAUAAUGGUGGUUGUGAACAUCAAUGCCAAAUGAUCAACAGUCAGCCCCAGUGCAUCUGUCCACCUGGUAGUCAGCUGAAAGAUAAUAAGGUUGCCUGCACAGAAAUAGAUAUAUGCAGCAUUGCAACUUGUGAACAUACAUGUGUUCCUCAUAAUGACAGCUACUUCUGUAGGUGUCAAGAUGGAUAUGAUCUGGAUCCGGAUGGCAAGCGAUGCAGAGACAUUGAUGAGUGUAUAAUGAAACAGGCUGGUUGUCGUCAAGACCAGGUAUGUGUGAACACACCUGGUAGUUCUGAGUGUAAAUGCAAGUCAGGGUUUAAAGAGGACGAUGGUAAAUGUGAGGACCUAGACGAAUGUUCCAGUUCCCCCUGUGAGCAUAACUGUAUAAAUGUAUUGGGGAGCUAUCAGUGUUCCUGCUUUGAGGGGUACAGUCAAGACUCAAAAUAUCAUCACAAAUGUAAACCCUUGUGCUUCGAUAUUGAAUGUCCUGCAGUAGAUUGCGUAGAAAAAACAAACAGUUCACUGAUGGAUUGUGAUUGCUAUGAUGGAUUUGUAUUGGACACGAGGGAAAAUGGGUAUUUCUGCGUAGACAUAAACGAAUGUGAGAUGGGGACCUACUGCGACCAGCUGUGUGAUAACUCAUUUGGAAGUUACACAUGUUAUUGUCACGAUGGAUACUCUAUUGACAGUGAUGGGUAUUCUUGUGUUCCUGAAGAUACUGAAGAAGGUUCAGGCACCACAGGCGUUACGCCAGUCAUCAGUGUUCUUGUUACCCCCACUUCAAACUAUACUGUAGAUGGGGGAAUUAUUUUAACAUCCGGAGCUCUUCUCGGAAUAAUCAUUUGCAUCGCGGUGGUGAUUUUGGUUCUAGUUUUUCUUGUGCACCACGUACUUAAAAAGAAUGCAAAGUGGGAUGCCUCAUCAGACUUUAAAAGCAGCGGUGCAGAAGAAGAUGUUUGUCUGCAACAGGUGUCCACAUCGAAGUAUGUAAAGCAUUCUUCGUUUAAUGACAUUUUAAAAACAUGAGCGAUGUGUCAAAACGGAAAGAAACUGUUCUUUCUGCAGUAGUAGGCUGCAUAAUCAAAAUAUUGACGUUUUACGAAGUAAGCCAAAUGCUUAAGAAUUAAACAAAUUUACAGAAUAAAUUAUAAACGUGGUUAGCCUUAAAAUAUCCCCAAUUCCAAAGAUUAAAUAGUCAUGCAACUGAUAUAGAUAUUGCAUUCACUUGACAAUAGUGCUAUAGGACAAGAUUAAAAUAAGUUUAGGACAAGUUUCAGAUGAACCGCUAAAUACAUAUUUAAUGAAAAGUUACUGUGUUAAGCUUCAUUAAUCAUCCAUAUGUAAGUCUGGGCGACCUGCGCCCUCAUCACUAUAUAACAAGUGUUAUUUUUCUUUUUGAAGAAAGAUGUGUCUGUUAGCAUUUUCUUCCAUUUGUAAACUCAUCACUUUGUAAAUGUUAAUUGAAUGAAUUGUAAUUGAAAAUGUGUAAUAUGCUAAUCAGUUAUGUAAAAGUCUAAACACCUUUUUACGUGCAUUUAAAAGCUAGACGAUUGUGGCAUCUGUUUAUUGUAAUAUUUUGUUUAUCAACAGUUAAACCAACAUUUUGUUAAAAUCUAAAUGCAUUUUUGUUUUCUAAAUGCAUUUUUAAAUGUAUAUGUUACGGUAAAAGUCCUAAUAUUGGCAGAUUUUAAGAUUUACUGGUACAUCUCAACUCAAGAAUAACCAAGCGGUUUUGAAUGACCGAAUGUCUUUACAAAAUAUUAAGCACGAUAACGCUUUACUUGGUUACAUUUAUCGGUAAAUCUCAUGAAUAACCCUCUUAAGAUUAACGGGUAAGUGUCCCAAAAGCAAUGUAUUUCUUAAGAAUUUCGGACAUUUGCAACCUUAUUUGUUGGUAAAUGUUGACAUUUACCUGUAAAACAUAAGAUGAACCAGAUUUUGACUUUUAUCGUGACAUAUAUAUUAGCUAAAUGCGGGUGUCUUUUUUCUGAUUGGGUUACAAACCCCGGUGAAGUUAGGUUGAUAUUGGCGUUGUUAAUAAUAAUAAUAAUAAUAAUAAUAAUAAUAAUAAUAAUAAUAAUAAUAAUAAUAAUAAUUGUUGUUGUUGUUGUUGUUGAUGAUGCUUUUCUUGCUGUUCUUGUUCUUAUCCCCAUUUGUGUUUUGCAUAAAAAUUUAAAACAUAUAGUACCCAAAUAGUGUUUUGUCAUUUGAUGCUACACAUUCGUUUGCUGUCCUAUUUCUCUAACCUGAUACUUGCGAGUUUUCGCACACCUUAACAUUACAAACCACAGGAGGGACGCCCUGGCAGCUGCGGUUUUUUAAUGGUGGAAAGCGAUACCAAAUACACACACACACACACACACACACACACACACACACCAAGAAUGAAUGCAUAUUGUCCAUUUGCUGCAAAGGCACUACAUUAUAUUCGCUUGCGAGUGCACAUUUAAAAAGAAAAGUGAGGCAGGCUAUGACUUUUAGCUUGUAUAGGCCUAUUUCAUGUUCUUAAGAGGAGAAUAAUAACAAUGCAAUAUGUAUGUGUGAAAUAGCAUUCUUUUGCGAGUUUUUAUGUAGAAGUUAUGAACCAUUAUGUCCAAUGUAAAGUGAAUAUGAGUGCAUAUUUUCUGUGUGCAUAACUACCGCUUAGCAUGACAUCCCCUCCCGUAUCUCUACCUGUCUGUCUGCUAUUUCCUCCUGGAUGCACUCGCAUCACCUCAAACUCAGCCUCUCUAAAUCUGACCAUCUUUUCUUUCCCUCCUCCUCCUCCCCCUCCUCUGAUCUCUCUAUAUCUGUUCCUCUGGAAUCUACCACACUCUCUCCCUCUUCCUCCGCUAAGAACCUUGGAGUCACCCUGGAUCCCUGCCUCUCUUAUUCCCAGCACAUCUCCACUCUGGCACGCACUUGCGAUUCUUCCUGAGCAACAUCCGAAGAAUCCGACCCUUCCUCACCAACUACGCCACCCAGCUCCUGGUCCAGGCCUUGGUACUCUCCCGCCUAGACUACUGCAACUCCCUCCUGGCUGGCCUCCCUGCGUCCGCCACCCAUCCGCUCCAGCUCAACCAGAACUCCGCUGCUCGCCUGGUGUUCUCUCUGCCUCGCUUCUCCCAUGCAACUCCACUACUCCGCUCACUCCACUGGCUCCCGAUCACCGCUCACAUCCAGUUCAAGACUCUUGUACUAGCCUACAGAUGCCUUGACCAGAUUGCACACAGCUACCUCCAGACCCUCAUCUCUCCCUACACCCCCACUCGAUCUCUCCGCUCCGCCUGCACUAGAAGAUGGCUCUGCCUCCUCUACGCUCCCCUGCCUCCAGAGCCUGCUCCUUCUCCACCCUUGCUCCGCAGUGGUGGAAUGACCUUCCUACAGAUGUCAGGACUGCCCAGUCCCUGACCACAUUCCGGCGCCUCCUUAAGACUCACCUCUUCAUACAGCACCUGUAGAACUCCUCUGUUUGUAUCCUGGGACACUAUCACCCUUCAUUUAAAUGUGCUUUAUUUUGCUCUUAUCUGCCCCCUAUUUACUGUAUUUAAUCCUGUACUUCAGAGUACUAUAAUCUGCCAAGUGUUUAAUCUGUAGUAUUUUGUAUUUAAUCAUAUCCUGAUGUAACUAUCACUGACACUUAUCUGUUAUAUUAUUGAAUUGUAUUGUCACACUUGUACUUGCUUGAACCAAAGUCAUUGUAUUCAUCAUUGUAUUUAUCUUGCUCUUAAUUGUAUUAUUACUUGCACUGUGGUUCUUGAAAUGUAUUUGUUUACGACUGUAAGUCGCCCUGGAUAAGGGCGUCUGCUAAGAAAUAAAUAAUAAUAAUAAUAAUGACAUCUUUGAUGAGGUCAAUGUAAAGUCAAUAUGAAUGCGUAUUUUUCAUGUUCAUAACUAGAGACUGCUAACUCGCAAAUCAAUGAGACAUGGCUUAAAUUACUCCUUAGCAUAACAUCUUUCAUUGGGUGAAAUAUUAGUAUUUUGCGCAACUAUCCAGUAUCCAAUAUCAACCUAACUUCACCG